AUGCCUCCUCAUCAGUACAGACACCAGUUCAACGACACAUAUCCUGCAGCACCGGUCAAGGAGGACUGCAGCGCUCUGGAAAGCGACCUCCUCGUCGGGGUCGUCAUCCCUCCCUUCUUUGCCAUGGGUUUCCUUGUAUCUCUGGUGAUGACUCUUUGGAACCGCUGGACAUACAUCACUCGAACCAAGAAGUUGGAGGAAGAGAAUCGCCGCCUCAGGGUCAAGAACCAACUGAACGAGUAUUGGCACGGUCCCGUCUCCGACGAUCUUGUUGAUGCCGAGCUGAAGAAUCCCGGCAGCCACACUGGCGGGGCCAGGCGACCUGAAAGUGGGAGCGAUCACGUUCGAGAUGUCGAUCGGGAUGCUGGUACCCAGUCCAGGCUUGCCACGUACGAUGACGCGGGCUUCUAUGUGUCUGGUGGCCGAGAUGGAGCUGACCAAGAGGAGUCUGAGGAGUCCCGCGAGCGUUCUCGCGACCUGAGCACCAUAGCCGAGGAAACAGAGGUGUCUGCUGAUGCGGUGCUUAGGAGUAUACCUGAUGAACCAGACCACCGCUUCGCAGUUUGGAGCGACUCUGAUGAGGACGAAUGGGAAAGAGCCGAGCCAAACUACAUGUCAGGCGGAGAGUCCUCGAUUCCUCUGGAACCAUUGAAACGAGGUGGGUCCUCCAGGCAAGACGACUCUUGUAGACAAGGCAAAUCUUCCCAGCAGGUCGUAUCUUCCAACAAAUUCGAAUUUAACAGCCAAGUCGGGUCUUCUCCUAGCUCAGUCGAUUCCUCCCCUGGCCGUGGCAGGUUUUCUCCUAGCCCAGUCGAGUCUCCUACCCAAGGCCAGUUUCCUAGACAGGAGGCAUCGUCCAGGCAAGGUGAGUCCUCUGCACACGACGGGCCCUGUCGACGAGGCUAA
This is a messenger RNA of Colletotrichum aenigma, 906 nucleotides long. RefSeq lists its product as uncharacterized. Bases 1 to 906 code for a protein of 301 amino acids. The transcript has a single exon. The record is from RefSeq and is a predicted model, not a curated record. NCBI's taxonomy places the organism in Eukaryota, Fungi, Ascomycota, Sordariomycetes, Glomerellales, Glomerellaceae.